AUGAUGCUCAAACCGCUUCUCCUUCUGCUCCUCGCUGAGGUUAUUGCGAGCCAAACUACCGUGAUGGAUAUGUUUCUCGGAGAAUUCGGUGGUGAUCGAAGCCCAGAAUACGUGGCUUCGGUUGUGGAUAAUAACGCCGUCGAGACCACUUACAGCGUCAACUGCCCACCCAAAGCCACAGAGGAACGCUCCAAUUCAUGCGACUUGGGCGCAGGCCUGACCGUCAUCGCCCAGCCCUAUACCACACAAGUCAUCAGGUCCUUCGAUUUCGAAACUGUCACUAACUAUGGAUCCAUGCUAUGUGCAUUCAACGAUCCGCCCAUCGUGACCUGCACCCGGUCCGUAACAUAUAAAGCCGUCACCCAGCGUGAUGCCUCGGGCUAUGGCGAGCAAUCGGCGACAUACACUAUGGUCACGAACGAUGUGGCUGAGCUCCGGGCCCCGGUCACCAUCACCGGGGGCUCAGUGACGCCUACAACGGACAUGGUCUACACUUUGCUCAGUUCCUCUCAUCCGACGGCUACCGUGACCUUGUCCCACACGGCGGGUAAUUCUACUUCCACUGCGAGCUCAAAGAACCAUAUCUCGUCGACCGAGGCUAGUGAGGCAUCUAGUGUUACUCAUAGCAGUACAUUGGAUGAUGCGGAGCAUGCGACUUCGACCCAUACAGUGUCUUCGUCGAGGAGUGAAGGGGUCGGGCCGCUUGUUACUGGUGAGGCUGUGGUGGUGGCAGGCGUCGCUGCUGUGGCGCUUGCUGGGGCUGUUAUCCUGUGAUUGUCUGUCUUUUAUUUGUGGAAUACGACUACAAAGGGGAUAUUUCUCUUGACAAAGUGGAUAUGCUUGAAGAGUAUUAUGAAGGCAU
Molecule: messenger RNA, 862 nt
Organism: Aspergillus homomorphus CBS 101889
Lineage: Eukaryota; Fungi; Ascomycota; Eurotiomycetes; Eurotiales; Aspergillaceae
Exons: 3
Coding region: 1-774 (257 amino acids)
Source: RefSeq, a predicted model, not a curated record